AUGGACCGAUCCGAACCAUCGCUCACUUAUCGUAUAUCUGCAUCGUAUUCCGCCAAGAAUGCCCAAUUGGACCUCAACCGGAAUAACUUCAAUCACGAUGAAAAUAUAAAUACAAAACCUACGUUGGAAGAUGCAAACGGGCGUUUGACGAAGCAAAAUCGGCCUCGAAGCGGUCAAGACUCCUUCUUUGUAUCAGAAGUUGGCAGUACAGGCUCAACGGCAUUUGGUGUAGUGGACGGGGUUGGGGGAUGGGUAACUUCAGGAGUAGACCCUGCAGACUUUGCCCAUUCACUUUGUGAUUAUAUGGCUAUAUCUGCCACUGGCUAUGUGGAAGGGCAGUCGAAGAAAUCGAUCAGGCCUAGAGAUCUGAUGCAAUCGGGAUACGACAAGGUCAUGAAUGAUAAUACGAUCAAUGCCGGUGGGAGUACGGCCUGCAUUGGUGUGGCUCAUCCCAAUGGGGCCCUAGAAGUUGCCAAUCUGGGAGAUUCUGGCUUCGUGCAUAUUGGUCGGGGCAAGAUAAGCUUUACAUCAGAUGCCCAAACCCACGCUUUCAACACGCCAUUCCAACUUUCGAAGAUACCUCGAAGAAUGAGGGCUCAAAUGGCCAUGUUCGGGACUGAAAGCGCUUUUGCAGAUAACCCGAAAGAUUCGAAAGUUACUAUGCACGAUCUCAGCCAUGGGGACAUUCUAGUUCUCGCGACAGACGGUGUAUGGGACAAUCUGAGUCCUCAAGAUACGCUCGAGAUCGUUAGUAGGUACAUGAUAGACAACGGUGCUUGGACAGACUCUGGAGCUGGCAUCACGGUCAGUAAGAAAUUGGGCGUGGCGACUGAGCAGGCCAGUGGCAGGCAGACGCUUCAGUCUCUCAUAGCUCGUGCGGUCACAAAAGAGGCCAAACGAGCGGGUCUGAACGCUAGACGAGACGGUCCUUUCGCAAGGGAGGUACGACGUUAUUAUCCUGCCGAGAAAUGGCAUGGCGGGAAGCCUGACGAUAUAUGUGUCGUCGUUGUCAUCGCCGUGAAUCCGCUUGAGUCAUCGACUGCCAAGCUUUGA
This is a messenger RNA of Pseudovirgaria hyperparasitica, 1053 nucleotides long. RefSeq names its product protein serine/threonine phosphatase 2C. Bases 1 to 1053 code for a protein of 350 amino acids. NCBI's taxonomy places the organism in Eukaryota, Fungi, Ascomycota, Dothideomycetes, Acrospermales, Acrospermaceae. The record is from RefSeq and is a predicted model, not a curated record. The transcript is spliced from 2 exons.